Bombyx mandarina (wild silkworm) is the source of this 1960-nucleotide messenger RNA. RefSeq names its product golgi pH regulator (gene GPHR). Lineage: Eukaryota; Metazoa; Arthropoda; Insecta; Lepidoptera; Bombycidae. The record is from RefSeq and is a predicted model, not a curated record. Gene Ontology annotation, molecular function: voltage-gated monoatomic anion channel activity. Gene Ontology annotation, biological process: intracellular pH reduction. Gene Ontology annotation, cellular component: Golgi cisterna membrane.
UAAACUUUUGUAAACAAUAUUGAAAAUUAAAAAUUAAAAUUGAAUUGAAUUGAUUGGUAUUAAUGGAAAGAUAAUUAUAAAAGAAAUAUUUAAAAGCGAUGUCUUUCUUAGAAGAUACGUUAAUAAUUUUAGGAUCUCAGGUAGUAUUCUUCGUUGGAGGGUGGAUUUUCUUCGUAAAACAACUGUUCCGUGAUUAUGAAGUACAUCAUACACUUGUACAGCUUAUAUUCUCUGUUACGUUCGCCCUUAGCUGUACUAUGUUCGAGCUGAUCAUAUUCGAAAUCAUUGGCUAUUUAGAUACAAGUUCCCGUUACUUCCAUUGGAAUUUAGGCUUAUAUUCACUGCUGUUUAUGGUGAUAGCCCUCAUACCCUUCUACAUAGCUUUUUUCUGCAUAAGCAACAUUAGAUUUGUGUCACAUAACUCAAUUAGGCCUCUCACCGUGUUUGUAUGGUUCAUAUACUUGUAUUUCUUUUGGAAAAUCGGUGAUCCAUUCCCAAUACUGAGUCCUAAAAAGGGCAUACUCUCAAUAGAGCAAGGAGUUUCAAGGAUUGGUGUCAUCGGUGUGACCGUCAUGGCUCUUCUGUCAGGUUUUGGUGCUGUCAACUAUCCUUACACCUCAAUGGCUAUAUUUAUAAGACCAGUAACCCAAUCUGAUGUACUAUCAAUAGAAAAGAAACUGCUCCAAACAAUGGACAUGAUAUUGGUUAAGAAGAAGAGGAUAGCUUUAGCCGAAGCGAACAGCGUUGGAGGGAGACAGUAUAAUAUGUUGGACCAAUCUGGAACGAAAAAUAGAGGUUUCUGGACAAACAUUCUGUCCAGCGUUGGAAGUAUUGCGAAUCCCUUAGGUCAUGGAACGGAAAAUAUAAGUCAAUUGAGGCAAGAGAUAUCCGGCUUAGAGGAGCUGAGCCGUCAAUUGUUCUUAGAAGCGCACGACGCCAGAACGAUGAGAGAAAAAAUCGAAUGGUCGAAGACUUUUCAAGGGAAAUAUUUCAAUUUCUUAGGUUAUUUCUUCUCUUUGUAUUGUAUAUGGAAGAUAUUUAUUUCCACCGUGAACAUAGUAUUUGACAGAGUCGGUAAAAAGGAUCCGGUCACAAAAGGCCUAGAGAUAGUCGUCCACUGGCUCGGUUGGAACAUAGAUGUCGCUUUUUGGUCUCAGCACGUGUCUUUCAUACUCGUCGGCUGUAUAGUGCUCACCAGCAUCAGAGGCUUGCUGCUGACGUUGACGAAGUUCUUCUACAAGAUCUCAUCAUCGAAAUCAUCGAAUAUAAUCGUUUUAAUACUGGCCCAGAUAAUGGGAAUGUAUUUCUGUUCGUCAGUGCUGCUGAUGAGAAUGAACAUGCCCCCCGAAUACCGAAUCAUAAUAACUCAAGUCCUCGGCGAAUUACAGUUCAACUUCUAUCACAGAUGGUUCGACGUAAUAUUUUUAGUUAGCGCACUGACCAGUAUAUUUACACUGUAUUUAGCUCACAAACAGCCGUCGGUCAAUUAAUAAAGAAUUUUGUCGUUUUUGUCUUUUAUUUUGAUAUAAAAUUAAUUGUUGAAGGUUGUGUAGGUGUGUCACGAGAAAAAUCGUGUUUGAAAACAUAGGUAGGGAUGUUGAAAAUAUGUUGUCAUUACUUUGUAUCUGAUCUAUUGCGUUAUCUAAAAUGUCUCUGUAGCGUGAGUGAGGUGUUGUUUUAGGAAUAUCUACCUCUUAACUGUUUAUUUAUGGUUCACUAUUUAAACCCUGAAAGCGAUCUACAAAUUGACGUUGGUAUGUAAUGAGUAAUUUAUAAAUUUAAUUAAUGAAGUUAAAAUCGUACGACCUUGUUGUCUUUCAUAUUAAAAUAUAGCAUUAGACUGCCUGUCCACCGGAGCGGCGUGGAGCGAGAAAGUAAUGCGGAGCGGAGUUUAGUACCUACGCGACGAGUCAGAUCUUUUUUUUUAUUGCUUAGAUGACGUAGGGUGGACGAGCUCACA